Molecule: messenger RNA, 777 nt
Organism: Penicillium mononematosum
Lineage: Eukaryota; Fungi; Ascomycota; Eurotiomycetes; Eurotiales; Aspergillaceae
Product: mitochondrial K+-H+ exchange-related family protein
Exons: 4
Coding region: 1-777 (258 amino acids)
Biological process (GO): proton transmembrane transport; potassium ion transport
Cellular component (GO): mitochondrial inner membrane
Source: RefSeq, a predicted model, not a curated record
AUGCGCCUGUUCCUGAUCCCGAUCUCGACAAAACGAGUCCUCGUAUAUGCGCGACCCCUUCGCAAGGAUUUAGCGAAAGAGCUUUCAAUCCUUGACAGGAUCACAACAAAGGCGGCUGAAACAUGGGCGAAAUGGGAGGAAGCCGACAAAGGAUGGAAGAUGCACCUUGUUAGCUGGGGCAAUCGGGUCCAGCAACGGAUACCAUACGAAGAAUGGGCCCUUAAAAGCAUUCCUUCAUUCAAAACCCAGCAGCAAAUUAAUGGAGAUCAUGGAAAGACCAAGAUUGAUGUGUUGUUCCCGGAGCUUCAUCAGAAGAAGAUGAGGUGGAGCUUAAUACUUGCACCGAUUACAGCCCCUUUUGGGUUGGUACCAGUGGUCCCGAAUAUUCCCUUUUUCUAUGUGGCAUACCGGGGCUGGUCCCAUUGGCGCGCAUUGAAUGGCUCAAAACAUCUCGAAUUUCUCGUUGAAAAGAAUCUCCUCAACCCUGUCUCAUUACCGGAGCUAGAACAACUUUAUGCCAAACGCGCAUCUGGAGCACUUGAAGACACCACCGCCGGGGCAUCAUAUUCGGAGGUUGCCGAUGGCAUAGAGCAGAGCGAAGAUCGGGUCCUGUUGAAGAUGUCUGAUGCCAAGAAGUUGGCUACGAUCCUGGAAGCACCGGAGCUUGCGUUGGAAGCUGAACGAGCCAUUAUCCAAGUCCGUGAGCAGCUCAAGGCUGCAGCAAAGGCUGAAAAGGAGAAGAAAGACGAGAAGAAAGAUGAGAAGAAGGAUUCAUAA